Molecule: messenger RNA, 4721 nt
Organism: Hemiscyllium ocellatum (epaulette shark)
Lineage: Eukaryota; Metazoa; Chordata; Chondrichthyes; Orectolobiformes; Hemiscylliidae
Gene: epha2b
Product: eph receptor A2 b
Exons: 17
Coding region: 73-3000 (975 amino acids)
Biological process (GO): protein phosphorylation; cell surface receptor protein tyrosine kinase signaling pathway; axon guidance
Cellular component (GO): plasma membrane; neuron projection
Molecular function (GO): protein binding; ATP binding; transmembrane-ephrin receptor activity
Source: RefSeq, a predicted model, not a curated record
AAAGUUUUCAGUCGGAGCCCGGGUUGCACUCUCUCACUCCGUCAGUCACUCUGACCAGUCCGCCAGCCUGCUAUGGAGAAGCCGCAGCACCUGGCCCAAGCCUCUCUGCUCUCCCUGCUGUUCCUUACAGCAGUCAGCUUCACCCACCAGGCUGAGGAGGUUGUCCUGUUGGAUUUUGCCUCAGCACAUGGAGAGCUUGGCUGGCUGACUGACCCCUACAAUGCAGCUUGGGAUCUUCUUCAGAAUGUGUGGAAUGACACCCCCAUAUACAUGUACAGUGUGUGUAAUGUGGUGGAAGGUGAUCAGGACAAUUGGUUACGGACUAACUGGAUCUACCGCGGAGAAGCUCAGCGAAUAUUCGUCGAGCUCAAGUUCACUGUGCGCGACUGCAACAGCUUCCCCGAGAUAGAGACCUCCUGCAAGGAGACCUUCAACCUCUACUAUGUUGAGUCGGACUUUGAUUAUGGAACAAUCUUUAGGAAGAACCAGUUCAAAAAAAUUGACACCAUAGCACCAGAUGAAGCCACCAAGAAAGAGGACUUUAGCUCCCGAAACGUGAAGGUUAAUGUCGAGGUGCGUGCAGUGGGCCCACUGAAGCAGAAAGGCUUUUAUUUAGCUUUUCAAGAUGUCGGUGCCUGCGUCGCGCUCCUGUCUGUGCGUGUGUAUUACAAGAAGUGCCCAGCCAUGGUUCGCAACAUGGCCACCUUUCCAGAAACCAUAGCUGGCGAGGAUUCUCAAGCGCUCUCUGAGGUUGUCGGAUCUUGUGUCGAGAACGCAGUGGCCCAUGAGCCUCCGAAGAUGUACUGCAAUGCUGAUGGCGAGUGGUUGGUCCCGGUUGGGCAGUGUAUGUGCAGAGCUGCAUACGAGAUGGUGAAUGGUACCUGCAAAGAGUGUAAGGAGGGCUUCUUCAAAUCGGAGGCCACCAACGAUCCCUGUUUGGAAUGUCCUGCCAACACCCAGCCCUCCGAAACUGGUUCCACAUCGUGCCCCUGCAAGGGCGGUUUCUAUCGAGCACCCAGUGACCCAGCCAUCUCUGCAUGUUCUCAACCACCGUCUGCACCAGGGGCUCUGACAGCUACGGCCAUGGGUUCCAUGGUUGUGUUGAAAUGGAUGCCGCCCAGUGACACUGGGGGCCGCAGUGAUGUCACUUACACUGUGGUAUGUGAACGUUGUGCCUGGGACACUGGAAGCUGCAAACCCUGCGAGUCUGCUGUUCACUUUACCCACCGGUCUCCAUUUGUGCAGACCACAGUGAGUGUGAUGGAGCUGGAGCCACACACCAACUACACCUUCAGGGUCGAAGCAAGGAACGGGGUGUCUGACCAGAGCGCCUCCCGCAGUAUUGCCAGCACUGUGGCCCUCAUCAACGAGACUGAGCCUCCUAAAAUCACCUCGAUCGCUAUGGAGGAUCAAGAGAAGACCAGCCUUACCCUGUCCUGGAGCGUUCCCAAGCGGCAAAUGAGAAGCAUUUCUGGCUAUGAGCUCAUGUACAGCAAAAAGGUGGAUCAACAGAGCUACACAGUGCUGCGGUCUGACAAUAACUUUGUGAAGAUUACAAACUUGCAGCCCGGAACAGUGUAUGUUUUUCGUGUGCAGGCGCUGAUGCCGAGUGGCACUGGGUUUUACAGUGAAACCCACGAGUUCCAGACUCUUCCAGAUAAAGGUUCGAAUUUGACACUUGUAGUGGGCUUGGUGGUUGGAGGAGUUGUGUUGCUACUGAUGCUGUGCAUUUUUAUCUAUAUUAAGCGGAGGAAACCAAGUUCCCGGGCACGUCAGGGACCUGAGGAUAUUUAUUUCACCAAACUCCCUGACCAGCUGAAGCCUCUGAAGACCUAUGUUGAUCCACAUACAUAUGAGGACCCAAACCAGGCUGUCCUAAAAUUUGCCGAUGAGAUUCAUCCAUCUGCGAUAACCAAGCAGAAAGUGAUUGGAGCUGGUGAAUUUGGAGAGGUCUACAAAGGGAUUUUGAAGAAGGGACGGAAGGAAAUUAGUGUUGCUAUUAAAACCCUGAAAGCUGGCUAUACAGAGAGCCAAAGGAUUGAUUUCCUGAGUGAAGCAAGCAUCAUGGGACAGUUCAGUCACCACAACAUCAUUCACCUGGAGGGGGUUGUGACCAAAUACAAACCCCUGAUGAUCGUUACAGAAUAUAUGGAAAAUGGAGCACUGGAUGCCUAUCUCCGGAGAAAUGAUGGUGACUUCUCUUCUCUCCAACUGGUUGGAAUGCUGCGAGGAAUUUCAUCUGGCAUGAAGUACCUUUCCGACAUGAAUUAUGUACACCGGGAUCUUGCGGCCCGUAACAUCCUGGUGAACAGUCAGCUGGUUUGCAAAGUGUCAGACUUUGGGCUCUCCCGAGUUUUGGAAGAUGACACAGAGGGGACCUACACUACUAGUGGAGGGAAGAUUCCCAUCCGCUGGACCGCUCCAGAGGCCAUUGCUUAUCGGAAGUUUACCUCUGCGAGUGACGUAUGGAGCUUUGGCAUUGUGAUGUGGGAAGUCUUGUCCUAUGGUGAGCGGCCUUACUGGGAUAUGUCCAAUCAUGAGGUGAUGAAAUCGAUAAAUGAAGGAUUCCGCUUGCCUGCUCCGAUGGACUGCCCCUCUGCCAUCUACCAGCUGAUGAUGCAGUGCUGGCAACAGGAGAGGACCAAGCGACCCAAAUUCUGUGACAUUGUCAACAUUCUCGACAAAUUGAUCCGUAACCCUGACUCCCUGAAAAACAUUGCGGAUUUUGAUCCACGAGUAUCCAUCCGGCUGCCUAGCACGAGUGGUACUGAUGGUAUGAUCUUCCGUACUGUCAAUGAGUGGUUGGACUCUAUCAAGAUGGGACAGUACUUGGAGAAUUUUAUGUCAGCUGGGUACAACACCAUGGAGCAUAUUGUUCAGCUAACUACAGAAGAUGUGAAGAAGAUUGGAGUCCGGUUACCAGGGCACCAGAAGCGGAUUGCUUACAGCAUCCUGGGACUGCAGGAACAGGCUAGCAGCAUGGGUGUAUACACAGUAUGAACUGUUCCUGUACACUGCACCGAGGGGGCUAAACCCCCCCACCCCCCACCCCCCCCUCCACAAGACCUUUCCAAACAUCUCUUGAUACUUGAAUCGAACAGCAACCCUGCAUGUGAGUGCUGGAAGGAUCCAGUGCUGGAGAAAACCUCUUAUUUUAACUUUUUUUAAAAAAAGGAAAAAAAAAACUGCAAGAGAUUUAAGAAGAGACAAAGGCAUCAGCACGUGGACCUCACUACUCCCCUCAUUGGUGCUUGGGAUUCCAACUGACAAGUGACCAACAUGAUUGUGUUAGGAAGAGGGGGAACAUUCCAGAUGCCCUACAGCCAAAGUGGCUUUAACUGAAUUGCUGAGUUGGUGCAGUGUGUACCCGUGGAGGGAAUGAACAACUUUAUUUGGAUCUAGCAGCAUCCAUUUUGACUGUGCAGUUUAGUCAAUAUCUGAUUGGUUGGUUUGUUGGCUUCUUCUCUAAUUAGAGAGUCGAGUACUCAGUAACAGGAUCAUUUGAGGAAGUGUCUCCUCGCCUAACAUCUGCUUCAGAGUCACCUCUAUAAAAGUUAAGACUCUUGUCAGGAAAAGCACUUGCUUUUUGAACUGUUUCCUAUUUAUAGGGGUUUGAAGGACCAGUUGGGUGGCAUUAAAGCAGGCUGAAGUGAACAGGUGGCAUAUAGAUCAUUGUUCCAAAUAAUUUUGUAUAAAUGUAGUUUAAACAAUGCCAGUUUAGAGAAACCAGUGUGGAAAGUGAACCAGCUAAAUCCCAAGCAGCAUUUGCAGUUGCUUGAAUCUGUAGAUAAUUUUGGUCCUAUUGAAUGAUUUCCCCGUGGAAUGGUGCAGACCCAAACUCCCUUGCUUUGGGCUGUAAUGUACCGUGUGUCAGUGUGUGCGUCUGUGUCAGUGUGUGCGUGUCUGUGCAAUGAGGCACUGGACAUGGUCCCUGGAUGAUGGGCUGGUUGUUUCAAACCCAUUAGUACUGGUGACCAUUGGGCAAAACACCAUCUGUUUAAUGAGGGGCAGGUCAUCCAAACAAUUGCUGUCAUGUGCCAAUCAACCAGUUCAAAGACUACCUCUCAGCUACCCGCAGCUGCAGUAAAGCGUACUUUUGACUGUUUUCUGAUACAAGCUGCCAACAAUGUGCCACAUUGCUAAAUCCCAAAGAUAAACAAAUUCCCAUGUGUCUGAUCUCCACAUCCUGCAAACAUUCCCAUUUCAAAGAUUCCCCUGCCCUUUUUCUGUGUAAUUGUAAUGCACUUCGGUAAUGAUCUAUAACCAAAAUAGCAAUAAAGGUUGUUACCUUUUUGGGUUUGGGGGAAUGCACAUCUAAGUGGUAGAUUUGCACAUAGCAUUGAGGGGAAAUCCUUUAUUUUUCAAAUCCAUGUUUUUCUUAAAGUUUUAAAGAGUGACUUUGCACAGCUUAGAUUCCUAUAAAAUCAGGACAUUUGAAAAAUAUAUAUAUAUAGUGAGUCUCUUCUGAAAUUAGACACUUUUGCUCUUGUUUUAAGAAAAGGAAAAUGUUUUAUUUAAACUGUAUUUAUUCUGUGCUUUCCUCCAAAACUUUGUUAAUUUAUUUAACUCAAUUUAAUUUGCUGUCCUGGCAGCAAAACUUUCUCCUUUUUUAUUGUCUGUAAUUUGCUUUGUAUUUAGAAAAUGAUUUAUUUAUUCAGACUAAGGUGGAGAAGGCUCCUUGCCCAACAAGUUUUUUUUGUAAUAAAAGCUGGUGUACUGGU